CCGCUGCCGAAAACCCGGAUCCAAAAUGGAGUCUUUGAGUAAAGCGGGGCAAGAGAUGAGCCUGGCGGCCUUAAAGCAGCACGACCCGUACAUCACCAGCAUCGCCGACAUAACCGGCCAGGUAGCCCUUUACAGUUUCAGCCCCAAAGCCAACGAGUGGGAGAAGACUGACGUAGAAGGUACCUUAUUUGUAUAUAAGAGGUCUGCUUCUCCCUAUCAUGGCUUCACAAUUGUGAACCGUCUGAACAUGCAUAAUCUGGUGGAACCUGUAAACAAAGACCUAGAGUUUCAACUGCAUGAACCUUUUCUCCUCUAUAGAAAUGCUAAUUUGUCAAUUUACAGUAUCUGGUUCUAUGACAAGAAUGACUGUCAUCGAAUAGCAAAACUCAUGGCUAAAGUGGUACAAGAAGAAGCUCAGAGAUCCCAGCACCUGUCGCAGGAUAGAAAAAGUCCAAGUGGAACUAAUGGUUGCAAUGAAAACAGGUCAAUUGAUAUCCUAGAGAUGCUUAGCAAAGCCAAAGUUGAAUAUGACCGGAGUCAGAAGAGUGAUUUAAGUUAUGGAAUGCAGCAACGUGCAAAUUCUGCAAAGGCUGAAAAUAGCGAAACUCUGGAACUUGGAUCAUCAGUGUUACAAAUGCAUGACCAUUCAUGCCCAUCCAUCCAUAAACAUUUGACUGUAGAAGAAUUAUUUGGAACUUCAUUACCAAAGGAUCCUGUUGCAGUUCCCUAUUCCAACCCAGAGAAAGCAGAGAAGUUACAGAAUGAUGCUUCAUGCAGAGAGCACAAUUUCCUCUUACCUUUUUCAUUUGAGCAGUCAACGGUGAUCCAUCAACCUCUGGGAAAAUUGGAUGGCCCAAGCUUCAAAAGUAGCUCUUGUACCUUAUUGCCACAGGAAUGUGUUCCUCCCUUGCUAAUUGCUCCACCUCCUCUUUCACAGCCUGAGAUAAGUAAGAUUUCAAACUAUGCUGCGCAGCUGAGUCCUGUCCUUAACUCAGCCUCUGUAGUAGACGCUCCUCCUGUUCAAAUGCUUCAGAGUCUUCAUACAAACAAUAACAUCAUGCAGGUCAUGCAGCAAGCUACCAAGCAAGGGUCUCCACUUGGGAGUCAGCCGCCAUCUGAUAUGAACCACAGUCCACAAAAUCUAGCUCCUAGUCAAAAUCAUUUUAUAACACCUUUGGCUGCAGCAAGUACAGAAGCUUCAAAUGCAACUCUUCCAAAUAUGGAUCUUCUUCAAAAACUCAGGUUGACCCCACAACAUGACCAAAUGCAACAAUCACUUAAUAAAACUCCAGUAGCCCCUAACUUUUCUUCUGCAAUCAGCCAGCUGGCAACACCAGAUUGUUUCAAGGAAUCUCACAUCAAGCAGCAAGCUGUGACUAGUAAAAUGCUUCCACCUACCCAGUCUGCACAGCAAAAUAAAGAACUUGAGACAUUUCCACAUCCCAAAGCUUUGUCAAAGGCAAACCAAGUUGCUUCCUCGCAGUUUGUUCCAGCUACGGCUACAAUGGCAUCUUCAGUCCUCUUGUCACCUAGUGUUUUCCAGCAGUCAUCUGUGAAGUCAUCUGAAAUGGAAAGCAAAGUUGACUCUUCUUCUCCCCUUACACUUGGAGUCACAGAUGUUCAAGCAUUACCUCCUACAAUUCUCAGUAGAUCUCAGCUUCAAGAAACUUUAAUACAUCUAAUAAAGAAUGAUUCGAAUUUUCUUAGUACCCUUCAUGAAGUUUAUUUACAAGUCUUGACCAAGAAUACAGACAGCAUCAAAUUGUAACAGAAGUUUUGUUAAUUUCUUCAGAUUCUUGUCUGCUCUGGAAACAAUUAUGCCUCUUCUGUAAAACUGUUUUUAAAGAUUGUGGGUUUUUUUCUUAAACUCUUAAUGUUCUGCCUCGAGGGAGGCAUAGUUUCUUAGAAGAACUUCUGUAAUGCUCUCAGAGGUAAGCUAGGCUUCACUGUGACCAUCACCAGCAGGGCUUUAUUUCUGCGUGGGAAAAAUGUCUUAUUGUUUAACAGCACAUUAUUUUGGAAGGGCUUUAAGUAAGUUAAUUAAAAUAAUUUUGUCUGCUUUUUUCUUUCACUUCUGAAUAAUUGGAAUAGAUGAGAUAUGCUGUGCAUUUAGCAUAAAGAUGACUACAUUUGUUAAAUCAUUUGCUACUAAAAAGAGCUGUGCAGAGACUAUCUUUAGGGCUGGUGGUGGGUUGGGGGGAGAAUGGACAUGCAGUUUUAAAAGUUGCUUUAUUUUAUCUUGGAGCUGAAUGGACUUAUGAUGAUAUUGAUCAAGAAACUGGUUCCCACAGAACACGGAGAUUACUUGGGUAUUCCAUUUUUCAGAGACAUAGUCAAAACAGGCUAUUAUCUAUUCCUUUACCAAUUGCCUGUGCAUUUAUUUUUAAAAGGUACUUUUAGAAAGAAGAAACCAGCAAUGGGUAGAACAUCAGUGUGUCAACUUCAUUGUUCUAUCCAGGUUAAAUGCACAUUUUGGAGGAGGUUUGCCUUUAGAAAGGAUGUAUCAGUACUGGGGAAAAGUGUAUACAGUUUCAUUUGUUGUUAAAACUUGGCAUAUGAUCAGCCAAGCUAUUGCCACCCACCCCUUUCCAGGGUGUUGUGCAUAAUUAUUAUAGAUCAGUUAACAUUCAUAGUAUACCACUGUAAAGUUCAAACUUCUUCCCAAAGGAAGUCUGCCUCUGAUUUCUAAUUGUUUUACGUGCUGCUAUUGGAUCUCUCUGUGACUUACAUUUAUUUCAUUAUGGCAUGUGAUAGUAGCUAGCAAUACUCUAGUGUAAAAUAGAACUCAAUUUAUUCAAGCAAUAGUAGCUUCAAAUAAUAAGGGUUUUUUUUAGUAGGAAAGUCUUUGUUUUAUAUUGUGUAAGGUAAUUUUCUAGUGAAUUUAACCAGUUAACAUGCACUGCUUAUUUUUCAAAGCAUUGUUGAAAUUGAACAAAGAGCAUUGUUUUUUGGCUUUUCAUAUUAGUGUUUCCUGGAUGAGCUAUUGAAAUGGGAAGAGUUUGCAAACAAGCACAGCUGGGCUGUUGUGCAAACAUCAUACCUUUUAUUAGAAUUUGGAGAAGGUCCUGGGAUAGACUGUACCAUUUUAAUCUUAAAAUUAAUGUAAAAAUGAUGACAUCACUGAGGGGUGCAGAUACUUUUACUAAUUUAUCAGCCAAGCUUUAAUUAUAAGUCCAUACAAUAGGCGUGUUUUGAUAUAAACAGUGUGUUGAUUUUUUAAAAUCAAUCAAAAUAUGUUUGAGUGGUUUUAUUGGAUAUGCUUUUGUUUUUAUUCAGUAAAAAAUUGCCUCCUUUUCAGCUUUGAACUCAGUGUUUCUAGUUAAACAUAGAAUUUUAUAUUAGAAAAGUGCAGAAUUCAGGGAAAUACAUUGAUAGUGACAUGCACAUUUUACUAUUUAUUGGCUUCAAUGAUAAAAUUGAAACAAAUCUCUCCAGGCUUUUUAACCUCAUGCAAGAAACAUGUUGUAUAUUAAAUAGUGCGCCAUGGGAGGAAAUAGCUUGCUUUUCUUAGAGAUUUAUUCUGAUCUUAAACCUUUUCUCAGAAAGAACACUAAAGCCAGAGAAGUAGUCUUACAGUGCAAUCUUAAGAAGAGUUACAUUUCUAAGCCCAUUGACUGGAUUUAGAAGGAUGUAACUGGUUAGGAUUGCACUGUAGGAUAAUUUUUCACUGACUGUAUAACUGGAACCAAAUAUAUUUGAUGUGUGCACUGAUAGCAGAGAUUCAAUAAAUGAGCAGUGUUUAAUUACUGCGAUGAGGAAAAAAUUUUAACAGCCAUAAACAUGAGUUUAAUAUAUAUUAAACAUGUUUAUAUUGAACUUGAUCACAAAACCUGUUCAAAGAUCUGUAAAAAAUUAACUAAGAAGGGUUCCUUGAUACUGAAUGUACUGUAAAGGUCCUAUGUCUUCAAGGCUUAAUGAAAAAGGAAAUGAAGUUUCCAUUGUUCCAGUGUACUUUCCCCCAUUUAAUAUUUUGCAUUGUAACUCCUGAUCAACCUCUAUUGGUCACUGGUAGAUAAGAGUUCUCAAUUAUUCAAAGUCUGUAUAGCAACAGGAAUAGUUCUCCACUUCCAAAGAGGAUAUUGUUAACUAGAAGGUAAACUCUUUUAUACUUAGGUUUUAAUCUUUGAAUUUUUACGCACAUCGAUGUUACAACUUUUGUGUACGUAGCAGACUCAAGCUGGGAGAACAGAGGUGUCCUACACAAUAUAAAGCACUGUUAGUAACAUUCAGUGUACCACACUAGUGCUCUUAUUGCUUGUUGUUAUGUGACAAAGAAACCUCUUUAAGAACUGCUUUGGGGGAAAACUCAGCUGUAAAGUAAAAUCAGAAAUGUUUACAAAAUUUGGAACCUGCUGGAAAGUUCUCGUUAAGAGUACCUAAAUUUUUUUAGCCAAAGCUUGGUUUGUCAAAAUAUUUGUUUCCUGCAUGUAAUAACAAAUACAUAGCUAAUUAACCAACCUGCUCCUCUAAUUCAAGAUACUAUUUUGGAAAGGUGCUUCUUAUUCUCACUUGUAUCCCAAGAAUAAAAAAUUAUUUAGAUUAUAUUGCAAAAUAGUGAAUAUUUAUCUAAGCAUGUAUUUUUCUGUUGCCUAUAUGCAGCUUUUAAAAAAUUCUUAAUUUUGGUCUACUCAAAAGUGGCUUUAAAAUUGGCAGUUUAUUCAAAAACUUGUUGUUGUUAUAGAAGUAAAGGCUAUUACAUCAACUAUAGCGUUAUUAUGUGCCUGACAUAUACUUUGAGGACUUACUUAACAAAAUUUAAAUAGUCUGUGAAGGAAGUGAGGCAAAUGAAGCAGAAAAGCAGUUUUUUUCAGCAAUACAUAUUAAGAUAUCAAAUAUACUAAAUUUUAAUUUCCCUAGGUUGCUCUGGUUUUGUCUGUUCCUGAAAUUCACCAGUACCACAGGCCAUUCAGGAACUUCUUUUUUAAAAAGUAUUUAAUGAGGAGUGUUUUAAUACAGAAAGUAUUGACACAAGCAUCCACUUUUCAUCAGCUACCUGAGUUGCUUUUGUCAGCUACCUGAGUUGCUUCUUAAGCAUAUCUUAAAAAUAGGAGUGUGUGCAAUAUAUAUUUCACCUCAGUUUUUUAAAUCUUUGUGAAAAUGUUAAGAUGCAAUAUCCUUUAAAGUUGGGGAAAAGUUGCAAUAAACUUCCCUUCUAGCUUGUUUUCUGUAACAAUUUAACAUAUGGGCACAUGGUAUUUUAAAAUGCACACUUGACUCAGUGUCUUGGUUUACCACUUUGAUUUGCACUCACAUGUUUGAGAUUUUGAGGUGCUUCAGAUCUUUGGCAUUUUAAGUGAUAUUUUGGAAAACAAUAGGCAUGAUCCCAGGGCAUUUAACUAUGCUCAGUAGAGUCCUGGAUUUUCUUCCUCCCCCACUUUGGCAUGCAUACCAAAAGCUUUGCAGGGAGGGCAGUAGGUUCAUGCAUAGACAGAAGGGGGUGGUAUAAAGGCUCUGAGCCUAUAGGAUUCCACAUAGAGGUGCUGCAGCAGACUGGAUCAUGCCCAGUGUUUGAGCAAUUUUGAAAAAUGAAACCAUGACUAUAGUGCAUCACUAACAUUUCAGUAUAUGUAUGUCAUUUGUACCAUCUUAUGUUGGCAAAUAUUAAGUUAUUGCAUAUAUGUUUAAGAAUGAACAUUUUUCAUUAAGAAUUUUGUAUUGUUUGCAAAUAUAUUUUUGUAAUAAAAUUUCAAAGACAAA
This is a messenger RNA of Eublepharis macularius, 5697 nucleotides long. RefSeq names its product decapping mRNA 1A (gene DCP1A). Gene Ontology annotation, cellular component: P-body. Gene Ontology annotation, biological process: positive regulation of catalytic activity; deadenylation-independent decapping of nuclear-transcribed mRNA; deadenylation-dependent decapping of nuclear-transcribed mRNA. Gene Ontology annotation, molecular function: enzyme activator activity; mRNA binding. The transcript is spliced from 10 exons. The record is from RefSeq and is a predicted model, not a curated record. Bases 26 to 1768 code for a protein of 580 amino acids. Lineage: Eukaryota; Metazoa; Chordata; Lepidosauria; Squamata; Eublepharidae.